AAUAACUCAGCUCCCCAAUGUGUAGGUGAGCUGGUCCGGCCGCGGAGCUCGAGCAGCGAUGUGGUACGAGAUCCUCCCCGGUCUCAGCCUCAUGGCCGUGUGCCUGAUCAUCCCCGGCCUCUCCACCAUCUACCUCCAUAGGUGGACGAACGGCGGCAAGGAAAAACGGACUGCACGUUUACCUUAUCACUGGAGUCUGUUGGAAAGAGACAGGAGAGUGUCUGACUGCAAAACCUACUUCAAAUCAAAGGGAUUAGAAAACAUCGACUGAUGGGCUUUUCUUCUUGAACAUCCAGUUUGUGACCAUAAGGAGAAGCAUUACUAAAACAUGAAAUGUAAUCCAUGUUUCAAUUACAUAGUUUAACAUAAAAUGGAAGAUACAAUUUCCUUGUAUGUAGCUUGUGUUGUCUAUUACAGAUACAUUUGGGAAGGCAAUAGAAAGUAGGGAGAAAGAAAUUAGUGAGUUUGAAGCCAGGAAAUGCUGAUUCUGUGCUAUCAAUAUAGUCAUUGAAAAGGUUUCUGUGUUGUAUCUCUCUCGUACCUAUCUUGUCCUUUUUAAUUCUUUUGGAGCUUGCAAAUUCUAUUGGCACAUAGCCAAAUAAAAUUAAGCAAGCACAAUAA
Leucoraja erinaceus (little skate) is the source of this 621-nucleotide messenger RNA. Its product is annotated as NADH dehydrogenase [ubiquinone] 1 alpha subcomplex subunit 1-like. The record is from RefSeq and is a predicted model, not a curated record. The coding region runs from base 59 to 271 and encodes 70 amino acids. NCBI's taxonomy places the organism in Eukaryota, Metazoa, Chordata, Chondrichthyes, Rajiformes, Rajidae. The transcript has a single exon.